CGGCGACGGAGGCGUCGGCGGGAUCGACGCCGUCGCCGCCGGCUCCGCUGCCUACACCGUUCGGCAGCCCGCGAGUCCAGUGGAGUGCGGGGCCGCAGGGUAGCGGUAGCGGCGGCGGCGGCGGUGGCGGCGGAACCCCCCGGGGCAGUGCCGACGGCAGCGGCGGCGGCGGUAGCGGCGGAGUGUGGCACUUCAAUGAUGGCACGCCACCGGCCAAGCUGGAGGAUGUGGAGGUCCCACCACACAUGGCGGCCUGGUCGCCGCCGCUGUCGCUGAAGCCGCCACCGCCGCCAGCGGCGACGGCGGCGGUACGACAAUCACCAGGACCCGGCGGCGGCAGGGCCUCCGGUGCUGCUACUCCGAGUAGCUUCCCGGACUUUCACCGAGCCGAUGAGGAGGAGGAUAACCGCCAGCGGCGGCGGCUCCGCCGCCAACGUCGCGAGGCCGGCAGCCGGACCGAGCCCGAUCCGCAUCUCCGCCCGCGAAGGGGAACGGCUUCCCGCGAUUACCAGUACAUGCCUCCGUCGCCUCCGUCGACGGAGGCGCCAUCCGCGCCUAGCAGCUUUGACAGCGGUGACGGCGGCGACGGCGGCGGCGGCGGCGGCGGCUCUGCCAGCAGCGGCAGCAGCAGCAGCAGCGUGCCGACGGAGGAGUGGGCUGCACGGCAGGCGGCGGAGGCGGCCGCCACCGGGCAGCGAGCCGCGCCGCAUGACGUGGAGGACUGCGAGAACCUGCUGGAGUUUUAUUACGUGCAGGCUGAGGCCCUGCUAGGCCGGCUUGACGCCCUCAACGAACGCAUCGACGACACAGAGGACCUGGUCAACAUUGACCUGGACAACAGGCGCAACCAGAUCGUGGGGAUCGACCUGGUGGUUACCUCCAUCACGCUCAUGUUCACCGUGAUCACCUCCGUGGCGGGCGUCUUCGGCAUGAACAUGCGCAACACGCUGGAAGAGUCCUUCACGGCCUUCUGGGUCACCACCGCCGCCGCCUUCGCCGGCGGCCUCCUCAUAUCCACCGCCUUCCUGGGCUACGUGGCACAGCGGCGGCUGCUGAUGCUGCCGGGAACGGGAAGCGGGGGAGGAGGGGCGUCGGGUGGUCCGGGAGGAGGAGAAGGUGGAGGAGGAG
Messenger RNA from Astrephomene gubernaculifera, 1128 nucleotides. Lineage: Eukaryota; Viridiplantae; Chlorophyta; Chlorophyceae; Chlamydomonadales; Astrephomenaceae. The record is from the annotation of a GenBank genome assembly.